Cavenderia fasciculata is the source of this 885-nucleotide messenger RNA. RefSeq names its product seven transmembrane domain protein. NCBI's taxonomy places the organism in Eukaryota, Evosea, Eumycetozoa, Acytosteliales, Cavenderiaceae. The transcript has 3 exons. The coding region runs from base 1 to 885 and encodes 294 amino acids. The record is from RefSeq and is a predicted model, not a curated record.
AUGAUUCUUGUUAUAUUCCCAAUCGCGAUCUAUUUUGUCUCUCUUUUAAGAAGAGUCUCUCUCGAGUGUACAUCAAUCACAAAGGGCCGAACUAAAGUCAACAAUAACAGCAACGAAACACGAACUACUGCACUAGUUUGCAAUCUUGAUCUUCAUCUACAUCGUCUACAUCAUCAUCAUCAUUCUAUAAUGACCUUUCUCUAUUUUACAAGUAAUUUACUUGUUACAUAUGCACCCUUUUAUCUAUUAUAUAAAUCAACUUCAUUAAAUGAAUUUAAAUCAUUCAAUAUAAUAUUACAAGCAUUAUGUGGUAACUUGAUAACACAAGUUGCCAAGAUGAUGUUGUUGGCUACGUUUUUCCCAUCGUUUGAUACGUCGACCUUUUCAUUGUACCAAGGAUUGGUUCAAUGUUUGAGUGUAGUGAUGGAUCUGUUUGCAAUCUAUUUCGUAACAGGCUUUAGUCAAUCAAAGUUUGCCAUUGCCACUGGAUGGGCAUUGGCCGACGCAUUACAGCGAUUGCCACAGUUGUGGCUUGGAUCAUUGCCUCUUGAAUUUGAUUCGAUUCAUCUCAUCCGAUCAUUUGAGAGCAAUACGCACACUGCUCACGUCAUUGCCAUCAUUCUUUUAAUUGGACAUCUCACUAAACGUGCCAUGAAGGACACCCAUUUUGUGUCACCAUCACGAUACAACGCAAUUGCAUCAUUUAGAUCGGUCCUCUCAUUAUCACCUCUACCCGCAUUGCUAUCACUCGCCAUCUUUGUAUCCAUGUCUUCCAUCUCCUCUGUCCUAUUGCAUGUUUUCCAUCAAUCGCCAAUUAUAAUCUUGACUGUCAAUGUUUUAAUCGUAUCACUUAAUUGUUUUUCAAUUAAUAAACAAAUUCAAUAA